Messenger RNA from Orussus abietinus, 1288 nucleotides. RefSeq names its product pancreatic triacylglycerol lipase-like. The coding region runs from base 22 to 1113 and encodes 363 amino acids. The transcript is spliced from 5 exons. The record is from RefSeq and is a predicted model, not a curated record. Lineage: Eukaryota; Metazoa; Arthropoda; Insecta; Hymenoptera; Orussidae. Gene Ontology annotation, biological process: lipid metabolic process. Gene Ontology annotation, molecular function: lipase activity.
GUUUAAACAUUUACUAGUAGAAUGAAAAUGUCAUUAGAUGGGUUAUUUUCUUACCUCUUAUUGCUAGCUGCAAUUCUUUUUGGAAAUUAUGGAGAUUCACAAGUGAUAAACAGUGGCAGACGCAGGAAUGACUCGAACUAUGGGAUAGACUGGAUAUUCUUUCCUGAUGGGAACGGGGUCCCACAAGUUGCUAUUUUAAAGGAAGAGCCUGACACCCGAGGGAUAUUCGAUUCAUCCAUCACGUUUUAUCUUUUUAUACGAGGGGGCCCAGAAAAUGGCACAGCCAUACCCAUCAACGACACGGCGGCUCUGACAGCAUCUGGCUUUUCAUCAUCACGGAAAACGAAAUUUAUCACACAUGGGUGGAAAUCAACUGUAUUCAGUAACGGUCUGUUAGAAAUGAAAUCAGCAUACCUGACUUAUGCAGAUUAUAACAUUUUCAUGGUUGAUUGGGAACCACUAGCAGCGAGCUCCUUCUAUUUGGGCCCAGUGCACAAUACGGUAACAGUUGGCACAGAUGCUGCAAUGUUCAUCGAGUUUCUUGCUAGAGAAGCUGGCGUAAAGAUUGGCGAUGUUCACUUUAUCGGUCAUUCUCUUGGCGCACAUGUAGCUGGAAAUGCUGGCUUUAUAUUAAACGGAACAUUGGGAAGAAUAACUGGUUUGGAUCCAGCGUCACCAGGAUUUCAUGUGCUAGCAUCAGAAAAUCGUCGUCUAGAUCCAUCGGACGCAAAGUUUGUUGACAUCAUUCAUACCUGCGGGGCAAUUCUCGGCUUUCUUCAACCUCUUGGUCACGUCGAUUUUUACCCAAAUGGUGGAGUCGCCGUUCAACCUGGAUGUUGUUGUACUGUUGAAGUUACAGAGGCUUGUAGCCAUGGACGGUCAUACAUGUAUUAUACCGAAAGCAUAAAUUCAAAGACAGGAUUUCCAGCAAAGAAGUGUUCGUCUUGGAAUGCAUUUACGAAGGGAGACUGCGAGGACAACGAUACUGCCUUAAUGGGAGCCCAUGUCAGUCAUUCUGCAUCAGGAUCUUAUUAUUUACGAACGAGGUCUGAACCUCCCUAUUCAUUGCAAUCCGAUGUAGAUACCAAUGCUAUCGAGGAUUCUACUAACUGAAGAAAGACAAUUAUUCUAAGAAGUAUAUUCUAGUCUUUUAAAUAUUGUUAUACCUCCAUUAGACAAUGAGCUUUAACUGCACUUAAAAUUGUAUUUUGUUUUUAUAUGUAUAUUAAAUUGGUAUAUGUACAUUAUAUUUAGUAAUAAUUCGAUGGAUUAUAAACUCACAACAGUA